Molecule: messenger RNA, 4644 nt
Organism: Morone saxatilis (striped sea-bass)
Lineage: Eukaryota; Metazoa; Chordata; Actinopteri; Moronidae
Product: aryl hydrocarbon receptor nuclear translocator-like protein 2
Biological process (GO): regulation of transcription by RNA polymerase II
Cellular component (GO): aryl hydrocarbon receptor complex; transcription regulator complex; cytoplasm
Molecular function (GO): DNA-binding transcription factor activity, RNA polymerase II-specific; RNA polymerase II cis-regulatory region sequence-specific DNA binding; protein dimerization activity
Source: RefSeq, a predicted model, not a curated record
AUCCCACUGCAGAGGAAGAAGGCCCAAGCCAAGCAGGAUCCUCGCUGCCAGCUGUCGAGCUGCCAAGGAAACGAAAGGGAGAUGUGGAGGAGAGGUCAGACACCCAUGUACAGCAAAGCCUUGACUUCCAAAUGGAGGAUGACCUCAGCAGGUCUGAAGAAGAGGAUCAGCAAGUCAAAAUGAAAUGCUUCAGGGAGCCUCACAGCCAGAUUGAGAAGCGGCGGAGGGAUAAAAUGAACACCCUCAUUGACGAGCUCUCCGCCAUGAUCCCUGCCUGUCAGCCCAUGGCUCGAAAACUUGACAAACUCACUGUGCUGCGGAAGGCCGUGCAACACCUGAAAGCCCUCAAAGCUGGGACAAGCAGCGCCUUUACAAACACCACCUACAAGCCUUCCCUCCUGCCUCAUGAUGACCUCAGGCACCUUCUGCUCAGGGCUGCAGACGGUUUCCUGUUAGUUGUAAGUUGUGACCGGGCGAAAAUCCUGUUCAUCUCCGAGUCCGUCUCCAAGAUCCUCAACUUUAGCCGGUUGGAGCUGACUGGGCAGAGCUUAUUCAAUUUCAUCCACCACAAAGACAUCAACAAGGUGAAGGAACAGUUGGCCUCUUCGGAGUUAUACCCUCGCCAACGCCUCAUUGAUGCUGCAACGGGGGUUCAGGUCCAGACAGAUACCCCCGUCAGGCCUUCCCACUUGACCACUGGAGCCCGGAGGUCCUUUUUCUGCCGGAUGAAGCACAGUCGGAUUGCGGGGAAGCACGAGGACAAACACUUGCUGCCCGGUAUUUCCAAAAAGAAAGACACUUACAGAUACUGUACCCUCCACUGCACUGGAUACAUGCGGAGUUGGCCGAGCAGCCAGCUGGACUCAGAAGGGGACAGCGAGAAGGAAACCUCCAACCUGACCUGCCUGGUGACGGUGUGCCGCCUCCUCCCCCACGUGUCCCACCAGCCUUCCAAAGACAUCCACGUCAAGCCCGCCGAGUUCGUCACCCGCUGCGCGAUUGAUGGCAAGUUCACUUUUGUAGACCAACGAGCUACAACAGUUAUCGGUUACUUGCCGCAGGAAGUUCUCGGCACGUCGUGUUAUGAGUACUUCCACCAGGACGACCUGCAGCAUCUCGCAGAGAAACACAGGCAAGCUCUUCGAAGCAAGGAGAAGAUUGAGACGGCGUGCUACAAGUUUAAAACAAAAUAUGGCUCCUAUGUUUCACUCCAAAGUCAGUGGUUUAGUUUCACAAAUCCAUGGACCAAAGAAGUUGAGUUUAUCACGUCUUUAAACAGGGUUAUCUUGGGGCCUGGUCACACAAAAGAUGAAGAGGCAGGCAGCUCCAAAGCACUUCAGGAAGACACAAAGCAAAUACCCAUAAUUCCCAGCCUUUCCAGCGGUGUUGGCACAAUGAUCUACGCAGGCAGCAUAGGGACCCAAAUAGCAAAUGAGCUCAUCGACUCCUACAGGAUGAACUCCUCUCCAUCAAGCGGAGCUUCCAGUCCGUUUGGCCCGGCCCAGGAGAAAUGUCCACUGGUUUCCCCUCAGACCAGCAAGAGUGCAUCCAGCAGAGAUGAGGCAGCAGGCAGUUCGUCGCAGUCCCAGUCUGACUCAGGGACUGCAGCGGGCACUAGCAGCGCAGCUUCUGAAAGUACAGGUGAGCCGUCCCAGCUGGACUUGGACAGCAUGGUGGUGCCAGGGCUGAGCAGCUUCAGCAGCGAUGAGGCAGCCAUGGCGGUCAUCAUGAGCUUGCUGGAGACGGAUGUAAACAUGGGUCAAUCGGGGGACUUCGAGGACUUACACUGGCCUUUUUAGAGGGCACACAAACUUUAAGCCUCUCUCACAUUCUCUUGUGCCGUUUCCUUGCCAUUUGCCGAGAACUUCGGCACUCCGUUGUUCAUUUUGUGACCGACUGAUCUGGCCUUGCACAACUGAACCCACUGGACUUACACCAAAGGCUGCAACAUGUCGCACUUGAGGAAGCUUAACAAAUAAAAGACUAAGUUAAUAGGAAUUAUUAAGACUGUGAUUACCAUGUUGGUCCUCUCUUGCCUGAAGGAAAGUGAGGUUAAAGUGUUCACAGAGCCUGUGGUUUUUCAGUGUCUUCCUCAGUGACACUUCAGCAUCAUCAACUGGGGUUAAAACCCAGACUUUCCACAGCAGAACGAUCCAUCUACUCGCUCUGCUUGCCCCCAAUGAGUGACCAUGGUCUGGAGGAGAAUCAGACUCCUGCCACGUGCAGUGCUGCUAGAGAAACCCCUCAAACCUUUGACAUUUGCUAAACCUUUCGGUAUCCAGUGAUGACAUCUUUUUCAUAACAUGGUCUGAUUGUUCCAUUUUUUUAAACUUUUUUUUUGAGAUCCCCUUUCAGACACAAUUUAAGUCCUGUCAAAAAAACUCUGCUGAGUCGUGUUUUUUCGAUUGUGUCCUGUAAGUUCUGAAGAAGGCUAAAAAGAUCAUCUACCCCUUCUCCCAUUUAUUGAGAAGACUCAUUGUGUAUGCAAAUAUGGAGAUACAUCAGGCCUCACACCCCAACCCCCCCACCACCACCACCACCACCACAACGGAUCAAGUUAUUUUCCAUUUGGAAGAUUUUAGCACAUCCACACAAACCACAUGUACUCUGUCAUUUAGACCAGAUAAUUCAAAACAUGUGUUUAUGUUAAGAAAUUAUUCAGAAAGCAUGUCUGAUUUUGUCAGCACAAUACAACCAUGAUGUAGAACUUUAACUAAACUGUCCGAUCAACUCGAAUACACUAGUGUAGAAUCAUCAUAUGAUCAGAACCAGUGAUCAGAACACAUAAACCCAGCUGAGUCUUACAAUAUGUGCGGGGUGUGUGCACGUUCCGAACUGAUUAUUAAAGAAUUACUUCACUUUGAACCAUUAAAAAAAUAUUGUGGCCAAAAGUUUUUACACCUAAAUUAAAUAUAUUUAUGAAAAAAGUGGCCAACAUCCGGCACCAUCAACGCACAAUGUCCACUUUUACAAGCUAGUUAGCUAUUAAUGCUAACAAAAACUACAGAGAAAAUUGGUUACAUGGAGAAAGCUUUACUUUGGAACUGUUUUUACUUAAAUAAAUACUUGAAUAUUGACUCCUGUUUACAUUUUUGGUCCCAGGAUAAUUCAACUUUUUUAGCAAAACUUACAUAUAAACCCCAUUUCUUUCCAUAAGAAAAAGGAAGCUGAAACCACUUCAACCACUCAAUGCAGCUUUUACAGAAAAGUCAGUUUCUUUUUUUUUUUUUCAUUUUGCAUAUUGGACCACAUUUGGCUACCAGUUGUGAUGUCACAAAUCAUGCUAAAUAUGUAGACAUCUCACAUUUAAAAAAAUCUAACUUCUACUUAAGUGGAGGAAUGUGACAGCAGCCUGCUCAGUGAAAACCACACCCCUUAACUAAAAGUCCCAAAAGUAUCCAUAGAGAAAACCUCAUUGAGUGGAGGGGAUCUUUACAUCGAGUGUUUCUCCAUAGAGUUUGUAAAGUGUCUGUUUUCUUAUUGAAUGAGCACUAAAGGACUGAGCCCUAGUAUGCCUAUACUGUGUGUGUUCACAUAUCACAUAUUUACUGUACUCCAGACAGUUCUGCAAAGGUAAUUUACUGUACACUGAACUCCUGGGAAAAUAUGGAAGGUCCACUAUUGAUGGGAGAAUAUUUUCCAAGGGACAAGCCAACAUGUUUUUUGGACAGAUUUGAAUACUGUUGUGUCGUGUCUUAUAUUCCCCUGCUUGUUACCCUUCCUGUCAACUGCAGUAUCACUGCACAUAAAUUAACUACAGUAUUUAUGUUGCUAGGGAGACAGUAAUGUUGCAGUUUAUCUAUUUCUGAAUUUCCCAUGACCACAACUGAGUCUUGUAAAAGGAAACUCCACUUUGAAGCAUCUCAACAUUGUUUUAAAAAACAACUAUUCUGAAUCAAUUUAGUUGUUUGUACCAGGACAAACUGGCUAUAUCCAUACAAUGGAGUACAAUGGAGUUUAAUGGCACAACAUGAUUUGGUGAUUUAAAACAUUUACAGUAAUCAUCAGGUUUUGGUGACAUAAAUCAAAGAGCAAAAUGAAAACUCAUCAGUGGAGUGGAGAAAGAAAUUUUAACACCUUCAUUAGUGACCGGUUGAGGUCUGAGUAAGAAGUGCGGCCACAAUCAAGAAAUAAUCACAUAUGAAGCUAUUUAUUUUCUUAUGACCUAACAACUAGUCAUCUGGGGCUGGUCAUCUGGGGCUGGUAACCUGAGGAAAAAUGAGUUCACCUAAAGUAAAUUGCAUUUUAUCACCCCCGAAUGUACUUUAGACAUAUAUAAACAGUAUGUGAGGGUGGAUUUUAUUUUUACACUCAGUGACAGGCCUUCAUAGUACAUGUAAACUCUGGUUCUAUCACUGGUUCCUCUAAUCUUGAAAGCAUAAUGUGAUUGUGUUGCCUUGACACGGUUCAAUUGUAAAACAACCGUUAUGCGCUCUCUUUGGUUUUAAAAACAAAACUGUUGGUACUGGAUAAUAUUUUAUGUUGCCAUCAGUGCCAUUUGAAAUGGGCACUUAAGCAUAUUGAACAUGCCCUGCUAUCAAAAGACAAAAUGUCUGAUAUUUGUAUGUGCAAAUUGUUGUUGAUGUAUCUGCUGUAACUAGGAAGGAGGUUGAAGUCCUUGAAAGUAAAUUUUUUUUUCAGAAA